AUGGCAUUGUUAUAUGCCCUGGCAAAGGUCCUAUGGCCUAUGUUCGUGGUCUUUGCAGCGGUUCGGCUUUACAAAAAUGGGCCAGAGUACUCCCUGAUGACCCUCCAGUCAAUCAUCUCGCCCGUGGCCGACCACACGGCCAUAUCUCCACAUGCCGCAAGCUGGAGGUCAUGGUUUCAUCCGUCCCAAAUAGAAUUUGAUCCUAGUCUCGGGCUCGUGAAAAAAGAUUGGAAUAUCUUGCAUCACCUCGGCGGUAACGGACCUUGGGUCGAGAUGUUGGAGAAAAGUGGGAAAACACCAGAUUUGACGCCGCUACCUGGUUGUUCAAUUGACCAAGUGCACUUGAUGUCGCGGCAUGCAGAGAGGUAUCCCACGCUGCUGGUUGGGUAUCGUCACUUGAAAUUCUUGGAACGUGCCAGAUUAAUUGAGACACGUUUCAACGGCUCACUCGAAUUCCUGAAUGACUGGACUUACUUUACUGAUAAUCCCGAACGAGAUUUCGGCCAGUUGACACACACAGGUCCAUAUGCAGGCACGCUGAGUGCUUUUACCAAUGGCGUGCGCUUCCGGACGCGCUACAGCGAACUUUUACCGAAGAAUAUUUCGACCAGAUUCUGGGCUAGUGACUCGGAACGUGUCAUUGAUUCUGCCCGCUACUUUGCCUCUGGACUAUUCGGUCUUGACUGGGACAGUCGAGGCAAGGCCGAGCUUGAGAUCAUCCCGGAGACCUUUGAGCGAGGAGCAGAUACCCUGACGCCGGGUGAUACGUGCCACAAAUACCUCGAGGACACGAUACAGGGUCAUGAUAAUGGCGACACAAUGCUGGCACGCUAUCAAAACGUGUACGCCCCAAGUAUAGCGCAGCGAUUGAUCAAAGAAAAUCCAGCGCUGGGCAGUCUACUCAAUACGGAAGUAUACGGUAUGCAGGAGAUGUGUGGAUUUGAGACUAUGGUUCGUGGGUCCAGUCCCUGGUGUGAUGUGUUUACCGAGGAGGACUGGCGCCAUUUCGAGUAUGCCCGCGACAUCAAGCACUACUAUGGCUCUGGGCCGGGAAAUCCGUAUGGAGGAGCAAUGGGAUGGCUCUGGUUAAAUGCCACCGCCACACUGCUCCAGGCUGGACCAGAAGCUGGCUCGAUGUUUUUGAGCUUUGUACAUGAUGGAGAUAUUUCACCCCUACUCGCAGCGCUGGAUAUCUUCAAAGACUCGCAAAAUACUCCCCUUCCACUCACACAUAUUCCAGCAGAUCGUGCCUGGAAGACAUCGACUAUUCUACCUAUGGGCGCGAGGAUUACAUUUGAACGAAUGACCUGCCCGACUGAGGAUGACAGGGAUGACGAGGUGUAUGUCCGCAUCAACAUUAAUGAUCGAGUCGUGCAGCUACCGGGCUGUGUGGCGGAUCCCGGCCAUACCUGUUCUUUGGUUAGUUUCAUUCAUUAUGUGAACAUUAGAAAGGAGAAAGUUGGGGAUUUUGGUGAGGUGUGUGGACUGGAGGGACAUGCUAGAGAGAUCACUUUCUUACAUCAGAAUUGA
Messenger RNA from Penicillium subrubescens, 1530 nucleotides. Its product is annotated as histidine phosphatase family protein. The transcript is spliced from 4 exons. Gene Ontology annotation, cellular component: fungal-type cell wall. Lineage: Eukaryota; Fungi; Ascomycota; Eurotiomycetes; Eurotiales; Aspergillaceae. Gene Ontology annotation, molecular function: acid phosphatase activity. The record is from RefSeq and is a predicted model, not a curated record. The coding region runs from base 1 to 1530 and encodes 509 amino acids.